AUGAAUAGAUUUUGGAAUACUAAGAAAUUUUCAUUAACAAAUGCCGAUGGACUAUGUGCUACCUUAAAUGAGAUAUCUCAAAAUGAUGAAGUUCUUGUGGUUCAACCAAGUGUAUUGCCAGUACUCAAUAGUUUGCUAACUUUCCAAGAUUUGACUCAAUCAACUCCUGUAAGGAAAAUUACGUUACUCGAUGAUCAGCUAAGUGACGAUUUACCGAGUGCCUUAGGCAGCGUUCCGCAAAUGGAUCUUAUUUUUCUUAUUGAUGUCAGAACAUCUCUCCGACUCCCUCCACAACUGCUUGAUGCUGCUCAAAAGCACAAUUUAUCAUCUUUGCAUAUAAUAUACUGUCGAUGGAAACCGUCUUUCCAAAAUACUUUGGAGGAUACAGAGCAAUGGCAAAAGGAUGGUUUCGAUUUGAAUUCAAAAAAAACACAUUUCCCUAACGUCAUUGAAUCUCAGUUAAAGGAGCUAUCGAACGAAUAUACCCUUUACCCUUGGGAUCUCUUGCCCUUCCCACAGAUUGAUGAAAAUGUUCUAUUGACUCAUUCCCUUUAUAACAUGGAAAAUGUAAACAUGUAUUAUCCCAACUUACGUUCUUUGCAGAGUGCCACAGAGUCAAUACUGGUUGAUGAUAUGGUCAAUUCGUUGCAGAGCUUGAUUUUUGAAACUAAUAGUAUCAUAACAAAUGUUGUGUCGAUAGGUAAUCUGUCUAAGAGAUGUAGCCAUCUUUUGAAGAAACGAAUCGAUGAGCAUCAAACAGAGAAUGAUUUAUUCAUCAAGGGUACGCUUUAUGGUGAACGAACCAACUGUGGACUAGAAAUGGACUUGAUUAUCUUGGAAAGGAAUACCGAUCCUAUAACGCCAUUGUUGACACAACUUACGUAUGCAGGAAUACUAGAUGAUCUAUAUGAAUUCAAUUCUGGCAUAAAGAUAAAGGAGAAAGACAUGAACUUCAAUUAUAAGGAAGAUAAAAUAUGGAAUGAUUUGAAAUUUUUAAAUUUUGGGUCGAUUGGGCCGCAGUUAAAUAAAUUGGCAAAGGAACUACAAACGCAAUAUGAUACAAGGCAUAAAGCCGAGAGCGUACAUGAAAUCAAAGAAUUCGUUGAUUCCUUAGGUUCUUUGCAACAAAGGCAAGCUUUUUUGAAAAAUCACACAACCUUAUCAUCCGACGUUUUGAAAGUGGUAGAGACUGAAGAGUACGGAUCUUUCAAUAAAAUCUUAGAGUUAGAGCUGGAAAUUUUGAUGGGAAAUACACUUAAUAACGACAUUGAAGAUAUUAUACUCGAGUUGCAGUACCAGUACGAGGUUGAUCAAAAGAAGAUUCUCAGAUUAAUCUGUUUAUUGUCUCUUUGUAAAAAUUCACUUCGAGAAAAGGAUUAUGAAUAUCUAAGAACCUUUAUGAUCGACUCUUGGGGCAUUGAAAAAUGCUUUCAACUUGAAUCAUUGGCUGAGUUAGGAUUUUUCACUAGCAAAACGGGAAAAACUGAUUUGCAUAUUACAACAAGUAAGUCAACAAGAUUACAGAAAGAAUACCGUUAUAUUUCACAAUGGUUCAAUACAGUACCCAUAGAAGACGAGCAUGCUGCCGAUAAAAUCACAAAUGAGAACGAUGACUUCUCGGAAGCCACUUUUGCUUACAGUGGUGUAGUGCCCUUGACAAUGAGACUGGUUCAGAUGUUAUAUGAUAGGUCUAUCUUGUUCCAUAAUUAUUCCUCGCAGCAGCCUUUUAUACUGUCAAGAGAACCUAGAGUUUCUCAAACGGAGGAUUUAAUUGAACAGUUAUAUGGAGACUCACAUGCGAUCGAAGAGAGUAUAUGGGUCCCGGGAACCAUUACAAAAAAGAUCAAUGCAAGCAUCAAGAGCAAUAAUAGACGGUCCAUAGACGGAUCUAAUGGGACAUUUCAUGCUGCAGAGGAUAUUGCACUCGUAGUAUUCCUCGGAGGUGUAACAAUGGGUGAAAUAGCUAUAAUGAAGCAUUUGCAAAAAAUACUAGGUAAAAAAGGUAUCAAUAAAAGGUUUAUCAUCAUCGCCGAUGGCUUGAUCAAUGGCACAAGGAUCAUGAACUCUAUAUCUUAA
Saccharomyces cerevisiae S288C is the source of this 2076-nucleotide messenger RNA. RefSeq names its product tethering complex ATP-binding subunit VPS33 (gene VPS33). The transcript has a single exon. Lineage: Eukaryota; Fungi; Ascomycota; Saccharomycetes; Saccharomycetales; Saccharomycetaceae. Gene Ontology annotation, cellular component: vacuole. Gene Ontology annotation, biological process: vesicle-mediated transport. The record is from RefSeq and is marked reviewed. The coding region runs from base 1 to 2076 and encodes 691 amino acids.